Molecule: messenger RNA, 4662 nt
Organism: Colletotrichum orchidophilum
Lineage: Eukaryota; Fungi; Ascomycota; Sordariomycetes; Glomerellales; Glomerellaceae
Product: RNase3 domain-containing protein
Exons: 6
Coding region: 1-4662 (1553 amino acids)
Biological process (GO): siRNA processing
Cellular component (GO): RISC complex; nucleus; cytoplasm
Molecular function (GO): ATP binding; ribonuclease III activity; RNA binding
Source: RefSeq, a predicted model, not a curated record
AUGCAUCGCGCCCACCGCACACGGCAAAAAGUGUACAGAAAUCCCAGGCGCCCCGCGGUGCUGUGCAUCGAGCCCCAAGAAUCCUGGUCCCCGCGUCGCAAUUUUUGGCCAAUUUUCCGUUUUGAGCCGCGUCAUUUAAACUUAGACAUCUUUUUUGACUCAUACCGACCACCCCACUGCUGGGCGAGUCUUGUCAUUGUACCCCAGUACUUUGAGCGUGCUAGUGUACCGUUGCUUGGCUCACUUGGAUUCUCCCGAAGUACCACGCUUCCCAAGACUGUGGUCAGGACCCUAAGACUGGGUCCUGAGGUCCACGCUAGAACCAUACGAACAAUGGCUGACCAUUCACCAUCAUCUUCCGGCGAGGGUGCAGAUCCUCUGGAAGAUGAGGUGCCUGCCAGUGCGCCGGUCCUCGGGCCUCAUAACCAGGAGACACUCUCGGCCGCCGCCGAGGAGUUGUUCCUGAGCAAUGAGGCUUCUUCGCCUCUAGCUGAGCCCGCCUCAGGCACCUCGGUCAUCAUGAAUGCGAGAGCCUACCAAUCCGAGAUGUUGGCCGAAAGUAUGAGGCAAAACAUUGUUGUUGCUAUGGACACUGGCAGUGGUAAAACGCAAGUAGCUGUUUUACGAAUAAGGGCAGAAAUAGAGAGAACGUCAUCCAAACAGAUUGUCUGGUUCUUAGCCCCCACGGUCUCGCUUUGUAAUCAACAAUUUGAAGUUCUCAAAACCCAGAUUCCAGAGGUCCAGAUCAAGUUCCUCAGUGGCGACGAUAAUGUGGACUCAUGGUCGGACCAGCAAGUGUGGGAUGCAGUUCUUCUCAAUGUGCGCAUAGUUGUAUCGACGUAUCAGAUCCUGUUGGACGCGUUGUCGCAUGCGUUUGUGCCUAUGUCAAGACUGUCUCUAAUCGUCUUUGACGAAGCUCAUAAUUGCGUCGGCAAGUCUCCGGGAGCCAAGAUCAUGUCGCUCUUUUAUCAUGAAGAACAACGUAAAGGCCGCCCUACUCCCCACAUCUUGGGUCUUACAGCAAGCCCGACUUUCGGUUCCAAAGUUGAAAGUAUCAACACCCUCGAAGCCACGCUAGAUGCUGUUUGCAAGAGCCCUACAAUGCACCGGGACGACCUGCUUGCCGCUGUCAAUAAACCAGAGCUGGCAUACGCAUCUUUCCAACCUCGACACGAGCUCGAUGAUCCGAACAGCUUGCGAAGCUUGAGGACAGCUAUACAGUCUCUUGAUAUCUCGGAAGACCCUUAUGUUCGAUACCUUCAAGCAGAGGGAACAGAUCGCAGUCGGCGUGAUCUUAUCUCAGUUCUAAAAAGUCACGACACAUACAUCCAGAACCAAAUGACUUCUUUUGGUCGCCAAGCAAAUCAUAUCUCCAGCGAACUAGGACCUUGGGCCGCAGAAUAUUAUAUCUGGGAAGUGAUUUCGAGAUUCAGGGCCGCAGUCAGGGCCCAGAGCGUCUGGUUCGACACAUGGAAGGAUGAAGAGAAACAAUAUCUCUUCCACAUUCUCAGUCAAGUCGAAUGCCAAUGCCCAUCGGAAGAUGACCUCAGUCGUGAGGUCGUUUCGGAUAAGGUGCUCGUUGUCAUUGAGAAAUUGUUACAAGACAAACCCGAAACCAUUGGUAUCAUUUUCGCGAGAGAAAGAGCAACUGUCGCUGUUCUGUGUCAUUUGCUUACAUCGCAUAAGUUGCUACGAGAGCGAUAUCGAAUAGGUGCUAUGAUGGGCACGUCACAGUUCCAAGCCAAGAAGAAAGAUAUAUGGGAUCUCUCCAGAGUCGAGGAUCAGCGAUCGUUGCAUCAAUUCCGGUCCGGGAGAACCAACCUGUUAGUUGCCACCAGCGUACUCGAAGAAGGCAUCGACGUGCCGGCCUGUAACUUGGUCCUUUGUUUCGAUAACCCGCCGAACCUCAAGUCUUUCAUUCAACGCCGCGGACGGGCCCGGAAGAAACAAUCCAAGCUUUUGAUGCUGUUUGAUCGCUCGAAAAGUUUGGGGAAAGAAUGGGAGAUGCUGGAGGCGGAGAUGAAGGCCCAGUACGAAGACCAAGAGCGAGAACUUGAACGCCUCCAAGAAAUCGAGCAGGCCGAUGAGCCAAAAGAGAUGAUCUACCGAGUCCAAGAAACAGGAGCUGUUCUGGAUCUCGAUAACGCAAAACAACAUCUUGAUCAUCUCUGCCGAAUAUUAUCUCCGGGAGAGUAUAUCGACUGGAGGCCUGACUACAUCAUUCACGAGACCAUCAUAAAAGGCGCGCCAGACUUACGGGCUACCGUAAACCUUCCGAGCUAUCUACCAGCCUCGGUUCGUAGCGCCGAGAGUGAAUUGGCUUGGAAAUCAGAACAAAAUGCUACAAAAGACGCUGCUUUUCAAGCCUAUGUCAAGUUACGUGAGGCUGGACUUAUCAACGACAACUUGUUGCCUUUCAAGCCGGAGGAUUUUGUGCCUGGAAUUGACAAAAGAGCUGCUAUUCUGCAGGUCAACGGCCUACUCAAUGCCUGGAAUGGAGUUGCCAAAGCUUGGAAAGUCGGUAACAAUCUAAGGGCAACUCGGAUCCUGCUCAAGGACUCAGAUGGUGCUGUCCAGGGAGAGUACGAAAUGGUAAUCCCUGUAUGGGUUCCUGGGCUGCGGACGAUACCCAUCUAUCUGGGCUAUAACGUCACCUGGUCACUUGAAUUCGGGCAGCAGCUUCCUAUCGAUGAGCUGGCCGGCAAUGAUGAUACAGCUGUGCUUCUUGCUCUGCCGUAUGGUCAUCGUUGGAAUUCGGCCGGCCUCCAGCAGAUCGUAAGGUUCAGCGCAGUUGGUGCUGGAGAUCUUUCCCUCGAUCAAAUCGGCGUCAAAGGCUUCGUCCCGGGGGCGAUGUCAGCCCACGAUCUGACCUGUUUCAUACGCGACCAGUCUGGUUCCCCCUAUACGUACGACAACGUCAUCCCCAACAAACCAGCACCCGAAUCUGUGCAGAAGAUGUUCUACGAAUUCGAAAAGGCUCCAGAGGACGUACCUUACCUAGCUCUCAAGAAGUGGUCCCGCAGGUCAGACUUUCUUCAUCGGCCACAGAGCGAUCCCAGUCACGGCCCCAGCACUGUCAAGCCGUACAACAGAGUCUACCCGAUGCCGUGGGCAAAGGUGGAUAACAUACCUGCAAAGUACGCUCAGUUUGGUGUUCUCAUACCGUCGAUCUUGCAUCAUAUCGAAACCCACCUAGUGGCGCGAGAGCUGUCUAUGGGUAUUCUGAGACCGUUGGCCAUCUCCGACCCGUCUCUGGUACUCACAGCCAUCAGCGCGGGAAGCGCGUGUGAACCCACAAACUAUGAACGCAUCGAAUUCCUGGGUGACUCUAUUCUCAAGUUCUCCGCCACAAUCAAUGUGGCCGCUCUGAACCCGGACUGGCCAGAACGGCUCCUGUCUUUCAAGAAAGACGCGAUUGUCGCGAACUCGACCCUUUGCAAGGCGGCCAUCAAGCACGGCCUCGACAGGUUCAUCCUCACCAAGCCUUUCACGGGGCAAAAAUGGCGCCCCAUCUACGUGGACGACAUGCUCCAGCGCGGCGAGGAGACCUCCACGAGAAAGAUCUCUACCAAGACGCUCGCUGACAUCGUCGAAGCACUCAUCGGGGCCUCGAUGAUCGACGGCGGUCUACCGAAAGCGUUGAAGUGCAUGUCCAUCUUCCUCCAGCAGAUCAAGUGGAAAACCCUGGAUGACUGCAGACAGGCCUUGUACGACGUCGCUCCCUCUGACAUCGAACUCCCCUCUACCCUCGAGCCCUUGGAGCAGCUCAUAGGCUACGAAUUUGAAAAGAAGUCUCUGCUGAUUCAGUCCAUGACCCACGCGUCCUUCAACCUCGGCAACACCCUGGGCUGCCUGGAACGUCUCGAGUUCAUCGGCGACUCUGUGCUGGACUAUGUCAUUGUCAACCGCCUCUUUACCAUCGAACCCCCUCUUCCACAUCAGACGAUGCAUCUCCUAAAAACAGCAAUGGUCAAUGGAGACUUUCUCGGAUUUCUAGCUCUAGAACAGUCAGUCAGUCAGGACGAGGUAAUCGUCACAGGCGCCGGCAGCAGUGGUAAGGAGCCCGAGCUACACCAUUCGCGCUUCGCGCUGCCCUUGUGGAAAUUCAUGCGCCACCAAGCCCCCGCGAUCGGCCUCGAGCAGGUCAACGUCUCAAAGCGGCACACCGCGCUCAGAGAUGAGAUGAUUGAGGCAAUGGAGCAUGGCACGACGUACCCCUGGGCCCUCCUCGCACGCAUGCAACUGCGCAAGUUCUAUUCCGACGUUUUCGAGUCCCUCCUCGGCGCCGUGUACGUCGACUCUGGAGACUUGGAAGUCUGCGCCGGGGUCGUGGAGCGGUUCGGCAUCCUGGAGUACCUGGAUCGGAUCCUGAGGGACGAGGUGCACGUGCUGCACCCCAAGGAGGAGUUGGGACAUUUGGCGGACAACAAGACUGUUACGUACGUUCUGGACGUGCAAGAGGUUGAAGACGGCGAGAAGCGGUUUUCGUGUAAGGUUAUGGUCGGCGACCGGUGUGUUGUCGAGGUCGACGGAGGGAUUUCUAGAGAUGAGGUCAAGGUCAAAGCCGCGGAGGCGGCAGUCAGUAUACUCAAAGCGGAAAAGAAUGAAGCGAAGCAGGAGAGCAUGGAUGUUCAGGAGGCUGAAGAUACAGUUAUGGGAUAG